CAUCUGUAUAUAAUAUUCGUAUUCAAAACAUUAAUAUGUUCCCCAGCCCACCAUAACCAAUUCAAGACAAACUGGAUUUCCAAUCAUGGAGGGACUGAUUCCGAUGGUGUAUAAGAGCAUCAAAAGAAGCAUGACUGUAAAGGGACGCUAUCAAAGCUACAACAUCAAAGAAUUCUACCCAGAUGGAUACAAUUAUCACUACCCACAACAAGAAAAUAAAGACAAGCCUCAAGUCUCCACUACAAGAAGCAAGUCGACUCAUGGAAAUCUUGACAAUAACAAGAAACUUGUUCGAUUCAGAAGCCAUAGACUCCUCUCUUGCGUCACUGGUGGUGUCUAAAACACAAAAGUUAUAUACUUUGCUUAUCGUUUGUUAAUCUUGUUGUGUUCUUGUGUACAUACAUACUGUCUUUUGUUGUAUAUGCAACAAAAAUUAAUUGCAUAAAUAUAUGUAUAAGCUGUAAAAGGGCGUGAUUGUGUGAAUCUUGUCGAUAUUUACAAUGUUUGAAAUAGUGAGUUUUUGGAAUAUUAUGAGAUUGGUUCAAGGAGGGACAAGGAGCGACAUAAACAAUAUUACUUACAGUAUUAAAUAUCACAAAAAGCCAAUCUUAGCAUCAUUCGCCGAAGUAAUAUGUGUUAAUAUAUAACAAGCUGACAUAUUAAUUAGUGAGAUACGCAGAUUAUGGAUCGAAUAAUCAGAUUAUGCAGCAUCCUGAUCUUGAUGAAUCUGGUGGUGGUGAGCAUGGGUGGUGGGAUUGAUUAUGCGCCUCCAAUACACAACAAAUUAGAGAGCAAAAAUUUAUGCGACCAGUGUUCAACAUGUGAUCAUAAGACCAAAACAUGUCCAGCAAGUGAGGCCUACCCUCACAUGACUGCCUUUGACGACACCCUUAUUGCUGGAGCACUGCAGUCUGACUAUGUUAAUGCUAGUGAUAGAGGUGUUUACUCGGUGCCUAGUGUUGUGGGUGGCCAGUCUUUGGAGUACAAUGCCUAUUUUGGAUGGGAAUCCACUUCCGGCUCUGCUUCGGGUUUUCAUAGGUUCAGUAACUAUAUGGAUAAAUGUUCAGGGGGACAAAACUUCUUGACAGUUGACAAGCAUGGUGAAGUGAAGCUCCGGUCUUUGACUUCCUUGGAAAGCUUGGCUUUUGCAGAUUGGAAAUCGAUUAAUCCACCCAAGCAUUUGAACCACAGGCAGUUUAGAUUUUGGGUAUCUCGUGCUACUGGAAAAUGUCUCACAGUGUUUGGAGGUAAGACAAAGAAACGGGCUUUGGGUGUAGCCGAUUGCAAGUUUGAUGGAGGAAAUACGGGUCAACUAUUUGCCUUUCGCUUCCAUUAUCACUAUUCGUUUUGUUGUUGUGGUCGCUACAAUAGUUAA
Lactuca virosa is the source of this 1375-nucleotide messenger RNA. The record is from the annotation of a GenBank genome assembly. Lineage: Eukaryota; Viridiplantae; Streptophyta; Magnoliopsida; Asterales; Asteraceae.